Pelodiscus sinensis (Chinese soft-shelled turtle) is the source of this 934-nucleotide messenger RNA. The record is from RefSeq and is a predicted model, not a curated record. NCBI's taxonomy places the organism in Eukaryota, Metazoa, Chordata, Testudines, Trionychidae.
GACAGCGUGAAGGUCGGCCAUGCGUCCGCUCCAGGGCCUGCUCCUGCUGCUCUGCCUGGCCGGUGGACGAUGCCAAUACGCCUCCUUCAGCCAGAGCCCCGCGGAGAUCUCAGUGUCUCCUGGAGGGAUGGCCACGCUGGAAUGCGCUGUGGCCAACGUUGGGGCCGACAAGGUACAUAUGAUCUGGAUCCGGCAGAGCCCGGGACAGAAGCCGGAGGGGGUGCUGAGCUUCCUAACAGACCUGAAAAUCUACCGAGCACCGGGGAUCCCGGAGCGAUUCGAACCCUCCCGUGAUGCCGCCAACAAGACGUUCCUCCUCACCAUCCGCGAGGUCCAGGCUGGGGACGACUCCAUCUAUUUCUGCUUUGCCUACUACGGUUCAGCUGGAGUCCAGACGUGGGGCGAGGGGACCCGCGUGCGGGUGCUGAGAAGCGACCUGCCCCAGCCCCGCAUGCAGCUCUUCCCGCCCGCCCAGGAGGAGCUGGCCACCGGCGCGGCCACCCUGACCUGCCUAGUGAGCGGCUUCUUCCCCGGCUACGUGGAGGUGCAGUGGAAGCGCGAGGGGCAGCGCCAGGCCCAGGGGGUGAGCACGGGGCCGGUGGCGCUGGGCCCGGACCAGACCUACGCCGUGAGCAGCCACCUGAGGGUGUCAGCCGGCGAGUGGCAUGCGGGGACCCGCUACAGCUGCCUGGCCCGGCAUGAAUCCCUGCGGAGCCCGCUGGAGAGGAGCAUCAGCGCCCAGGCCUGCCGCCCGGCCCAGCCCCACAAGGAGCCUCUGCUGCCGGAGCCCGGCCAGGCACCGGGACCGGCCUGUGGGACAACCGAUAUGGCCAUGCCAAGCACAGUGGAGAGCAGGGAAUUGCUUUGUGCUUCCGGGAGCCAGGCCAGCCUCCUGCCCACGGGCAGCAAUAAACCAUGGACUGAGAGCAAGUGA